Drosophila arizonae is the source of this 3066-nucleotide messenger RNA. RefSeq names its product tyrosine-protein phosphatase non-receptor type protein myopic (gene mop). Gene Ontology annotation, molecular function: protein tyrosine phosphatase activity; protein binding. The record is from RefSeq and is a predicted model, not a curated record. Gene Ontology annotation, biological process: protein transport to vacuole involved in ubiquitin-dependent protein catabolic process via the multivesicular body sorting pathway; endocytic recycling; early endosome to late endosome transport. Gene Ontology annotation, cellular component: endosome. Lineage: Eukaryota; Metazoa; Arthropoda; Insecta; Diptera; Drosophilidae.
AACCUGAAGAUCUUGGCACGGCCGUUGCAGGAAAUACAACAGCUGAUGCCGAAGCUUAGCUCGGAGCUGAACACCACGGAGAUCUUCAAGGACGUGAAGCUGAUCGUGAACAAGGUGAACGAGAUGAAGGCGCAACGCGCCCAAUUCCAUGCGGAUUUGCGCAUUGCCAUCAACGAGGAUGACAUCACCACAAAGGUGAUUGCCCAUGGCGGCCAGGAGGGUCUGCAGGCGCUCUUUGCCACGGAGCUGGCCAAGCACGAUCGCCUCACCCAGCUGCUCGAUCAGAAUAUGCUGGCCCAGCAGAACAUACUGCAAGCUCUCACCGAGGCCUAUGCGCGUGCCGCGCCCGUGCUGAAGACGCUGCAGGACGUGAAGCAGAAACGGGAACAUUUCUACAGCUCACUCGCYGCCUCCUAUGAUGUCUACGAGGAUCUGCUGGCSAAGUCGGCCAAGGGYCUGGAGUUCUAUAAGAAGUUGGCAGGCAAUGUCCAAAAACUUCUGACACGCUUCAAGUCCGCCCGGGAUGUGCAGUCCGAGGAACGGCAGCARCGCCUGCAGAGUGUCAAGGCGCCAGCUCCGAGCAAGCCWGAAAUUACGCCCACGCCAUCCAGCGGGGCACCCAAACUGCGUGAUUAUCUGAAAGCCAAGCAGAGUGGUUUGGGCGCCGUCCCAGGCACUCUCGAUGCCACGCCCUAUGUGCCCACGGUGCGCCCGGUGCCCGUUGGCUCGGAGAACCCGACACAGGCGGCCUGCUCGGCCUACGCCACCGCACCGCCACCCAAUGAGCCGCCGCCGCCCUACAGCCUACAGCACCAGCAAUACUAUGAUCCCAAUGGCGCGGGUUAUACAAAUCCCAUAUAUCAGCAGCAACAGCAGCACAUCGCUCCGCCCGCCUACAAGGCACAGGCCUCGCCCAACUCCCAAUCGCUACAUAGUGCCAUGGCACAGCUCAGCAUGCAACCGCAGCAACAACAGCAAUCGGAGCCUCCAGUAGGCACUUAUCCACAAAUUCAGACAUCUCAACACUCGGGAAGUUACCCACAGACACAGACAGCUCAACAACCAGGCAGUUAUCCGCAGACGCAGACGCCUCAGCAGGCAACCAAUUAUCCACAGACGCAGACACCUCAGCAACCAGUCAAUUAUUCGUCGCCCCAUACUCCUCAACAAUCAGGCACUUAUCCACAGACGCAGACGCCCCAACAAGCAGGCAGUUAUCCUCAGUCUCUGACACCCCAACCUCAACAGGCAGCCAAUUAUCCGCAAUCUUCAACACCUCAACAGGCAGCCAGCUAUCCACAGGCUUUAAAUAGCCAACAGACAGCCAGCUAUCCGCAGACACAGACAUCUCAACAGCCAGCCAGUUAUCCGCAGACACAGACAUCUCAACAGCCAGCCAGUUAUCCACAGGCACAGACAUCUCAACAGCCAGCCAGUUAUCCGCAGUCGAGCCAGCAGUCACAAAACGGAGCUUAUCCGGCUGCGACACCUGUGCUUUAUCCCUCACAAGCAGCAGCUCAACCAACAGCUCAGCCCACGCCUACCGCCGCUUCAGCGCCCACACAAUACCCAGUGGGCAGCGCUGUCCCCGGCAUUGAGGCGAACAACUAUUUGGGCUACUCCAAUCAUCCGGGCUACAGCUUCAAUCCGCAGACAGGAUUAUUCGAGUACAGCAGCGGCUAUCAGCAUGACACCAAUAGCAUUCCAAAGGCCACGCAUGGCUUUGGCCAGUUCACACAAAGCGGACAGCAGGCGGCGAUUGUGGGCACCACAGACUCGGAGCAGGCCAAUCGCAGCAGCUUGGCCACGGGCUUUGAUUCGCCCAUUGUUUCACAUGUAAAGGCCACAAAUGAAGCCCAGGCGACAGGUCCAUCAGCUGAUGCUAUCAAUUAUUAUACGCCCCCAUAUGGCUAUCAUUCAUCUGGUGGCUCAAACACACUCCAACAACAGCCACAACAGCAGCAGCAGCAGCAACAACAACCGCAGCAACAGCCACAGCAGCAGCAACCACAACAACAACCUGUUGCAACGGCUGGAGCCACCACCACCACCAACAAUCAAAAGUCMGCAAUUUAUAUGCAGAGCGGCGGCAGCAGCAUAGCCAACACCCAGACGACAACGAGCAGCGCUCCUUACGCCUCGUCCACAUUGCCGGCGGCAACSAAGCCCACAGCCUCUGAAGCCAGCAAUGUGGAUUUGCUCAGUGAUCUGGAUUUGGAUAGUGCGGGUGCUGUGCCGCUGCCGCUGCUGCAGCCGCAAAUUGUGACAACUCCAACGCCGCCGGCUUCGGUGGUUGGUUCAGUGGCUGCUGGCGACUCCUCAGCAGAUGCUGCGCCAGCAACAGCUGCCGUUGCUGAUGCUACGGCUGGAUAUUCAAUAAGGCUUUCAAUUCAUAAUUUCAGUUCGCCCACUCAACUGUUGGGCAUAGCGCAGAAUGCAUUGCAGACGCAUCAGGAGCGCUGUCUAGAUGCCAAUACUCCCGCAUCCCCACUCAUUCUCAACUGCUUGACGGGCUCGGAACGAUGUGAGCUGCURGCAAUAGCCAUUUGUGCUCUGGUGGGCACCCWAAACAAGCGACCCAUUUUGAUAAAUGUUGUGGAUGUGUGGUCCCGCAUUUGUAUGCARCGCCAAAAUUCGCUGCGGGAUGCUGCUAUAYUGGAGCAAUCGAUGCAAAUUGUCUUGAGCCAUGCUCACGAAGUGCUAAAUAAACGUGGCAUCAUAACCUCAUAUCAGAUGAAAAUGGCACCUCAGGUGACGGCCAAGGAGCAGCAGGAGACCAAGGAUCCAUUGAACGAACUGGAUGCUCUAUGGAAAUUGAAAUAAACGACUGAACGUUUGCUACGCAACGUUGCUUAAGGAAACUUAUUUAUACACAUUUUAAUCAAAAUGAUAAAGUCGAUAAUAUUUAUACAAUGCUAUUUACUGCAACUAUCAACUACCUAUACUAUAUUUAUACACGCAACUCAAUGAUUGUUGCAAACAAUUGAAGAGAACGAUUCGUUUUGAAGCUAAGGAAACAUUGUAUUUGUCCUGCUAUUACUGUUAUAUGAAAUGUAUUUCAAACUA